Messenger RNA from Aegilops tauschii subsp. strangulata, 841 nucleotides. RefSeq lists its product as uncharacterized. NCBI's taxonomy places the organism in Eukaryota, Viridiplantae, Streptophyta, Magnoliopsida, Poales, Poaceae. The record is from RefSeq and is a predicted model, not a curated record.
CGCCCAUUACCCGUUUCUUCUCAUCCGCACCCACCCAUUCCCGAGAACAAAAAAAAGUAGUUCCGAUUCGCUCCUCCUCUCGCGAAGCAACUGGUCUGCCGGCGCCAGCCAGCCAUGUCGUCGCUCGCCGUCGGCCGCGGGCCGGACCUGGACUUGGAGUUGGGGAUCUGGUUCGCGGGUCUCUUCUCUGGGCCGGAGCUUGCGGCGGCGGAGCUGCUGCUGCAGCUCAGCGUUCUCGGAGAGGCGAAGGCGGAGCCCACCAAGUCCUCGCGGUGUUCGGCGGGCUCGCGCUGCGAGGGCCUCUCCGUCGAGGCAGAGGAGCGGGUCGUCGAGGAGAUUCCAGCGGCGGCGUACACGGAGCUGGACAGGCGGGCGAGGAAGAGGCACCGCCUGCUGUCGGAGCUCUACGCCGACACGAUCCCCGCGAAAUCCGCUGCCGCCGCGAAGAAGAAGAGCAGGAAGACGCACCACGACCACGGCGGGUCGUCAUCGGAGUCCAAGGAGACGAGGAGGGAGACGAUUAGCACCAACAAAACCAGAGGUGAGAGGAGGAGGUGCUAACCAUUACGACGGCAGAACCCCUCCCUCCUCCUCCCAAUAGUUGGGAUACGUACUCCUCAACUCCUAUCUCGUGGAAAUCCUCAACUCCUAUCUUGUUGAAAUGAAAUCGCCAGCGUUCAUGCCUUGCAUGUAAAAAAAAAUUAAAUCUUGGUGUGUGUGCUUACAUGUAAUAAGUACAUUUUCGCAAAAAAAAAAUACAUGUAAUAAGUACAAGGAGAGAAGAAAUACUAUUCAAAUUCAAAUUCUUGGGGGACGGAUGCGACCUGACCUUGGAAGCUCA